AUGGUGUUAAAUAGGGAAAGGGGGAUUUACGAGGCCUGUCAACCCGGACAGCACAACCAUCCCGGCAAGCCCCGCCCCUUUCCUCAGCCACCCCCAGUAAGUCCUGCCCCGCCCCCUACCCCUUGGCUCCGGCUCUUGAGCAGCAAGGGCGCCCAGCUCCGGGUUGGCCCAUCACCGCAGCCCGGCAUCCCGGAGCUACCCAGAGCAUCCCUCCAUGGACUGAUUCCAGAAAGAUGCUCCGGGGGUUCAGAUUGGACUCUGGGAGGGACCGGGACACCAUCUGCAUGGUGUUUUGGGGCCGCAGCAGCUCCUGGCCUCUCUGCAGGCCUGAGGGCUCCAAGGUACCCCUCAGGAUCCAGGGAACCCAGAAGCCCCCACGCCGCCGCCGUAAGCCCAGAGUGGGACUGGAACUGGGUCCCACUCCUAGAUGCGGGGCGGAGGCCAGGAGCCCUCCCAGCUCUAGAGCCAGUGCAGACCACAACACAAACAUUCUUCCGUCCUCUAUUCUCCUCCAAAUUAGGUAUCCAUGGAGACAGGGCCGGCAGGCUGACAGCCCUACGGCCCAAUCCUGAUUUAGUGACGGUCCCUUUAACAGCCCACCCACCCACCCACCCUGCGUUCCGGGCCGCCGCGGGGCGCUGGCUCCAGGCCGCACGCACUCUCCCCCGCACUCUCCCCAGCGCCGAGCCCUCCGCAGCCCUUGGCCAAGAGGGACACGGGGCCCGAGGGGACCCAACAUUUGCCUACUGCGUGCCCCACACAUUGCGGAGGACGCGAGGGGUCCCAGCCUGGGAAUCUCUGCAGAGUAGACCCGAGAGGGCUCCUAGAGUGCAGAAGUUUAAAGGGUUGGGAGCCCGGGUCGCUGCCCCCUCCGUCCUCGCCAGGAGCCCGGGUGCAGGGGGCACAGCUUCGUGCCGCUCCUCGGUUCGGAAGUGGGGCUGCGCUCUCGGGAUCGGGCGCGCGGACACCCAGGUGCGAGCGCUGGCGCGCAGGGACCCGAAGUACCCCGACCUCCUGUCACAGCCCGUCUCGGUGCUGGGGAAUCUGCGAGCCGGGAACCCAGCCCCCACCCCUCCCGCACACAGGGGCCGCCGGACAAAGACCUGGCGGAGUGGGAGGGGCCUGCGGGCCGGCCUCGGCCUCCGGCCGCAGGAUCCUUCUGGGACCCGAACCCGCAAAUCCCGGCUCCCACCCCCAACCCCACAAACUCUCCCGAGCCCGCGCCUCUCAAAAGCCACAGCCCUGCGCCCGGGCGGACCGCAAGGCGGGUGCCCUUCGGCGGUCAGGCGCGACCCGCGCGGAUCCCCUGCCCCGGGAAGUGACCCUCGGCUCCCACGCACCGCCGAGGCUCCGGUCUGCCUCGCCCUCCAGCCUCCGCCAGAUGGAACCCUGCGAUCCGCGGCCCCCGCCCCGCCGCCCUCGCACGGCCCCAAGCCCGCGGACAAAGCUCCGGACACCGGCCACAGUCGCCACCCCUUUGACCCUGGGCCGCCUGCGUCCGCGCCCAGCCUCGCAACGCGUACCUCGGCAUCCCGGCCGGGUCCUAGAGCUUUUCUCCUACCUCUGGACUGUUCCCUGCUCCUGGUGUCUGAAGCUGGGGCAAGAAAUUCCUCCAGCAGGACAUGAGAGGAGGCGAAGACUGCCAUAGCCACAGAGCACACACAGAUGCUGCAGGAGGGUUGAAGACUGAGGAUUCCAGCCUGUACAAGGCCAGAAGGAUCUGGGAGCGACACUAAGUUUGGGGAACACUGGAAGAGACACUUAUUCUGCUGUCUCUGGGGGCAUCAACUCUUGGCCUAGCAAGAAGCCUGCAGUUCUUGUCUGAGAACAAUUAUGCCCCUAGGGGCUAGGUGCUCCCUAGCAGGAAAUGGGGCCCAAAAAAUACUCCCUCUUCAGGAAUGAGGCAGGCCUAAGACUGGGUACAGAGCAGAAUGUGUCUGGCAGCCAUUAGGAAGGGAGCUGGGGCUGGGAGGCCUCAGGCUUCAGGGGGUCAGGAGUGACCCCUGCCAAAUGUCCAAUUCCAAAGCCAAACGUCACAGGCAAUCCAGGAUUCCAAGCUCACCCCACGUGUGGUUCCCAUUAGAGCUGGCUGGGGUCUUCCUGAAGGCCAGGCUGGAUUCCUGAGACCCUCCCCCUGCACAGUCCCUCCCCUCUUCAGGCUGUUUGGAAUGUCAGACCCAGCCUUACCAGCACCCACCUUGGGAUUUCAGGAGACUAUCCCUCAAAAUAGGCCUCCCCACCACCUUGGAACAUCUUGUUGAUGUUGCUUUGCAGUUUCUUAAAGGUGACCAAAAGGAGUUUUUUGAUCCUCCUAGAAGAGCUAAUCCCUGAAGCCCCCGCUGCCAUACUUGGGAAGUCUUCCCUCCUCUCCGGGUCAGCUGCUUUUAUUCAUGCUCAGGCCUCUGACCUUCAGCUCCCAGGCUGUCCCUCCACACUGCCCCUCUGGCCUGCCACACAGAUCAUUUUCUUCCUCACAAAGCAACCCCGAGCUUUCCGUCCACUCUGCUGCCCAGCAGGCCCAAUCUGGCCCCUAGUUAUGUUCAUGUCAUGGUAUUUUUGGCUCUCACAAUAUUUUAAAGUUUCAUCAAAUAGUUGUCAAUAUUUAAAAAGCAGAAAGCUACACAUUAAAAAAAAAAAGUCCUUUUCUGAUUUUUCUUGAAAAUAUCCAACAACACUGAGCUUGUAUUCCUGGGUGGCUGUAACUCGUGGAGCUGCCUGACAGCUGUGGCUCUCAGAAGGGAUCCUCCUGGCUUCCCUGUGCUCCAUAGUUCUUGCCAGUCCCUUCUCUUGCCCAAGCAAAUAAAUAGCCUGCCUGCCUCUCCCCACUCCCCCACCUCGGUGCUUGGGGUGGAACCCAGGACCUCACACAGGCUGGGCAAGUGCUCUACACUGAGCCACAUCUGCAGCUCUAAAUACCUUUCUUGUCACCAGGCUAACGCUGACCUUUUUAUCUUACUUCCUGUCGGUUUCACUGCUUCUGGCCAUUUAUGUUCCUGUCUAUGUUAGGUCUGAGAAAGGUAGAGGAAGAGGAAGGAAGGGAGUAGAGAAGGGGUGGAAGGAGCGGUGGAAAGGAGUAUAAAAUAUAAGUAACCUUUAUUUCAGGAAUUCGGGGAGAGACCACCCCUGCCCCCCGGCCCCGGGGCGCAGCAUCUCCACCCCGGGGCCGGCGGUCUCUCUCUGGAACACACUCUCCCUUUCUUCUGUCGAACACGUGGAGUGAGGCCCACAAGUAGCCUCUGUCUGGAGUGGACCCCAAGGGGCAUUAGGGAUGCACAGGUAUUUCAUUGGCACACGUUUGGCUCCAGGGACAGGUUCUUAGGGAUGGGGGUAUAGGGUUACAGGUAAAUCUAUAGGGGCGGGGGAGGCAGGAGCCCCCUAACUUGGCUGAGGUUUUUCCUGGUUAAAGUGUCCGGUCUGGGCCAGCAACUCUUUCAUAUAUCCCUUCUGGUACAGAUGUUGGGGAACAAUUAUAAUGUAGGAACACAUUUAUAAGAUAGCAAACUUAUAGAUAUUUUAUGAUCAAUUAGAAGUCUGACCAAGUUUUUGUUCUGCUAUUUCUGCUAAAUUUAAUUGAUCCUGAUGGUGUCUACAGCUUAGCUGCAAAUCUGAUGAGCAGAGUCAGAGCAAUUGUCUAUAACUUAAGGCACCCGGGCUAAUUCAAGGGCCCCCUCUAUUAUGGUAAUGCCUUUAGCUAUGCUCACUCUAAAGGCCCCUACCCCUUGUUCCCAGAGUGUUUCUAUAUUGAGUGUUUCUGUAUUAUGAUGAACAAUUCCUUUGUUUCAAGACUAGCCUGCUUGUCAAUAUAUAACUUCACGUAUGUAACCAAUUAUAUAAUGUUUAGUCACUUGCUUUGUACUUCCGACUUCUAAAUUCUAUAUAAACUAAACUCUUCCUAAAGUCAGUGCUGUUGCCUUUGAGGAAUUAUCCUGCAACAGUCCACUAAUGUAAAGAUCUAACAGUCUGCACGUGUAAAGAUUAAAUGCUGCCUUCUCA
Cavia porcellus (domestic guinea pig) is the source of this 3993-nucleotide messenger RNA. RefSeq names its product nascent polypeptide-associated complex subunit alpha, muscle-specific form-like. The transcript is spliced from 3 exons. The record is from RefSeq and is a predicted model, not a curated record. The coding region runs from base 1 to 1626 and encodes 541 amino acids. NCBI's taxonomy places the organism in Eukaryota, Metazoa, Chordata, Mammalia, Rodentia, Caviidae.